Messenger RNA from Epithele typhae, 447 nucleotides. RefSeq lists its product as uncharacterized. NCBI's taxonomy places the organism in Eukaryota, Fungi, Basidiomycota, Agaricomycetes, Polyporales, Epitheliaceae. The annotation marks the transcript as partial. The record is from RefSeq and is a predicted model, not a curated record. The transcript has 3 exons.
AACCUGUGGAAGCACGUUGAAGCGUGCUUCAAUGCCGAUGUGGUCAAACUCGCCAAGAAGAGCAAAGACCAUGCCGCUCUUCGCGUCGCUGCAAAGGUAUUCGCCACGGACGGCGAUAUUAGUCGCUUUUUGAAGACACCGGACGGCUCGGCACCGAAAAAGACUUCUCUGACUCCAAGCCACAAGCCACUGACAAAGAUGCAGACGAGAGCCGUCACUGCCCAAUGGGUGUGUGAAAACCUUCGCUCAAUCAGCAUUGUUGAAGAUGACGGCUUCAAGACGCUAAUGCUGUCCGGACGUCCUGGAUUCACUAUCCCGUCUCGCAUGACGGUUUCUCGAGAUAUCCAGACACUGUUCAAGCGUACAAGGGAGCGAUGGGCGGAUUUCUUCAAGACGCACCAGGGACGCGUCAGCCUGGCGACAGACUGCUGGACGUCACCCAAUCAC